AUGGAAUUCAAGGUCGACGGGGCUUGUCGGAGAAACGGUAAACGUGGCUCAACCGCCGUUGCAGCUGCCUGUCUAUUCAAACCAGGCGGCCGAUCCUACAUCCCCAGAGUAAAACACCUCAGGGGCAAUAAGCCGGCUCCCACGAACCAAAGGGCAGAGAUCUUGGCCAUCAUUAUCGCCCUCGAGUGGGCGUUAGAAAGAUACUCGGAACUUUCGGGGAGGCCCUGUCUCGACGUUACGAUUCAGUCGGAUUCCGAAUAUGCUGUCAACAGUAUGACGAAUUAUAUCAAGAAAUGGAUCGGGAACGGCUGGUAUAACGCCGCAGGGCGGCCUGUCGCAAAUAGAGACCUUUUUCAAAGAGCUGUUGCUUUGGAGAAUAAGAUAUUAGACAUUGGACAAGUGAGCUACAACUGGAUUCCAAGGGAGAAGAACCUAGAUGCGGACAUAGAAUGCAGAGAAGCUCUUGAUAGUACUUGUUAA
Messenger RNA from Orbilia oligospora ATCC 24927, 480 nucleotides. RefSeq lists its product as uncharacterized. Bases 1 to 480 code for a protein of 159 amino acids. Gene Ontology annotation, biological process: DNA replication, removal of RNA primer. The record is from RefSeq and is a predicted model, not a curated record. Gene Ontology annotation, molecular function: nucleic acid binding; RNA-DNA hybrid ribonuclease activity. Lineage: Eukaryota; Fungi; Ascomycota; Orbiliomycetes; Orbiliales; Orbiliaceae. The transcript has a single exon.